AUGGAUCCUACCAUGACCGAACACGAUUAUCGAUUUCCCCGACGGCCUGGUCGCACCGGUCAAGUCAAGGGCCAUGGCGGCCCCGGGCAUCUGAACCUCCACUCGGCCGGUCCUGACCUUCCGCAGACGCUCGCCUCGGCCCAUGGCAACCUGCUCGGCAGCGCCUUGUUCCCCUCGCUCGAGAACGCCGCCGCCGCCGACUCUGUCCAGUCCGUCGACCAGCUUCGGCAUGACGACCCGCUCGCCGCCCAAAUAUGGAAGUUCUUCAGCAAGACCAAGUUGCAGCUGCCGAACCAGGAGCGCCUCGAGAAUCUGACUUGGCGCAUGAUGGCUCUCAACAUGCGCAAGCAGAAACAAGAGGAUGAGGCUCGUUCGGUCGAGGCACAGCACGCCGGGCUCAAUUGUCCCCGGACACAGAAUGCGCCCAGCGGCAUCGCCCAAUUGCGAAACUCGUCAGACAUUCACCUCGGCAACAACAACUCGGACGCCAUGAACCUCGACGACCUCAUCUUUGCCGAAGAUGUCGCCCCUGCAGCCGGUCUCAUGUCCCCUCCGCCAGCUCCAAAGUUAAACGAUGCAAUCUCAGCUCGUGACCCAUCCACCACGGCUAUUCCCAUCAAGCCUCGCAAGGAGUCUACCAGUUUGCUAGCUCCCCAGUCUGUACCGCAUUAUCAACGAACGGGCAGCAACGAGUUCAAUUACGUCCAACGUCACCACCGCAAGACGAGCAUUGACGAGCGUCGAACCCGAAAACGUCCAGCCAACUUUUCUCCUCACUUGCUUGCAGUCAACAGCAACACAGCUGGAGGAAACUGCCAUCUUGAAGCGGACUCGGAGCUUCAGGGCUAUUCUCUGGACAACACCGAUCCAGUAGCCAUGCAGCAACUGAAUCAAGGCGGCAACUCGGCCGUUUCCUUUGCCCUUGACUCGUACAUGGAAACCGACGCGGUAAUGAACCAGGCCGCACACUUUCAACAAAACUUCUCCUUUUCCCCUUCUAGUUCUCCAAUGAUACCCCAUGGUCCUUUCUCCAACAUGUAUAAUACUAGCUCUUCAGUCCCAACCUCCUCCAUUAACGCCGGGGACCUGUACUCACCCCUCGGCUCUGCCUAUCAGUCUACUGUAUCUACACCUCUGGCCAUGGGCGAUGGCGAUGGCUUGUACUUUGGCCCGCACGAUGGUCGGCACCCUCGAAAGCAAGGAAUCAUGCAAGGCCCAACCCGACGAUUGACGGGCAUUCUCGGCCAUGGCCCGCAGUUCAUCCACAACAGUGCAAACGGUGGAAGUCAGAUGUAUUCGGGCCCCGGAACCGAGUCGGGCUCUCUAUCCACAUUCAGCACCGCCCCAAGCUCGUUCAGUCAUAUCGACCCGAGCCAGGUAUUCCAGACUGAUAGCCAAGUCACGUCUCCUACAAUGCCCAUGCGGCCAGAAAACAUGCUUCCAUUCGGAGCGGAUUCGGACGACGAGGACAGCGCCGCCGGUCUCCAGAACCAAAACAUGCCCAUGCACGGCGACUAUUCAUCGUCAAUGGAUGACAUGGGGUGUUUGGGUUGGGAUGCGUCUCUUCCGGGGCAGUUUAGCACCCAAGCGGCUCGUUUCCCCGGCGGCCUUCCCCGCAAGCAAGUCAUGAUUGGAGGCACCACGACCGACUACGUUGUCGACAACAGUGACUGGGAAAAUCUUGGACUGGGACGCUCGCAUUCUUUCAAAGAAAGCGACAAGAGACAUGAAAAGAUCCCUCGCACGGCAUCGACGCCAUCGCACCUGGCGACGAAGCACAAUGGCUUCGAGCACACCGCCCAAAGCCUACCCACCUCUCCGCCUGGGGAUCACGAUCAACCGCCCCCCGAUACCAUGUCUGGACUGUCAUCUGCGGCGCCCAGCGGCCCGUCGUCCCCAGCAGCGCCACCGCCGCCUGCAAAGCGGGCUUCCAGCACCACCAACCUACAACCCGCGGGGGGUGGCGCGCAGAACGAUGGCGGCGCACCGACAACAUGCACCAACUGUUUCACCCAAACCACGCCCCUCUGGAGGCGCAACCCAGAAGGUCAACCACUCUGCAACGCGUGCGGGCUUUUCCUCAAGCUCCACGGGGUGGUUCGGCCUCUCAGUCUGAAGACAGACGUCAUCAAGAAGAGAAACAGGGGAUCCGGACCGAAUGGCGCAGGCGGUGGUCCGAGAUCUAGAAAGAAUGCCGGCGGAUCCGCGGCUGCGUCUCGAAAGAGCUCGACCCUGUCCAUGGCCACGGUGGCUGCUGCGGGCGGCAGCAGCAGCAACCUCGUCAUCAAUAACAACAGCCUGUCUCCUCCGGCCUCGCGAAGCGUCUUGCCCAAGGACAGCGACAGUCCCGCGGCGAGUUCCGGAGCCAACACAGCCGGGAGCACCCCCAACAGCCACUACGGCAACCAGGGCUCCUCCUCCAGCGCUGCGGCAGCCGGAGGAAAAGGCGUGGUGCCCAUCGCUGCAGCUCCGCCCAAGGCCACUCCUGGCCCUGGGGCGUCAUCUUCAUCCGCGUCACGAUCAUCGGGCCCCGCACCCGUCUCCUCCUCCAAACGCCAACGCAGGCACAGCAAGAGUGUCGGCGCAGACGCUGCUUGCGGCAUGGAUAUCGACAGUCCUGCCGAAAGCGUCAGCUCCAGCGACAUGUCGCGGUCCAUGGUCACGACGCCAAACAUGGCAUCCCUCUCAUCGACCAUGCUAUCCACCAGCAUCGGAAUGACCCCUUCACGACAGGCCAUAGGCCACGGCCACGUCAUGUCGCUGGGUCAUCAUCAACCAGGUGGCCCGCAGCAUCACCCCGGAGGACCGUGCACAAGUACCGGUCCGCAGGAAUGGGAAUGGCUAACAAUGAGUCUGUAG
This is a messenger RNA of Ustilaginoidea virens, 2859 nucleotides long. RefSeq lists its product as uncharacterized. Bases 1 to 2859 code for a protein of 952 amino acids. The transcript has 3 exons. Gene Ontology annotation, molecular function: DNA-binding transcription factor activity, RNA polymerase II-specific; RNA polymerase II cis-regulatory region sequence-specific DNA binding; zinc ion binding. NCBI's taxonomy places the organism in Eukaryota, Fungi, Ascomycota, Sordariomycetes, Hypocreales, Clavicipitaceae. Gene Ontology annotation, biological process: positive regulation of transcription by RNA polymerase II; negative regulation of transcription by RNA polymerase II. The record is from RefSeq and is a predicted model, not a curated record.